Messenger RNA from Diachasmimorpha longicaudata, 2722 nucleotides. RefSeq names its product conserved oligomeric Golgi complex subunit 7 (gene Cog7). Gene Ontology annotation, cellular component: COG complex. The transcript is spliced from 7 exons. Gene Ontology annotation, biological process: Golgi organization; retrograde vesicle-mediated transport, Golgi to endoplasmic reticulum; intracellular protein transport. The record is from RefSeq and is a predicted model, not a curated record. Bases 372 to 2582 code for a protein of 736 amino acids. Lineage: Eukaryota; Metazoa; Arthropoda; Insecta; Hymenoptera; Braconidae.
UAUCGGGUACUUCAGACCGAAACAAUAGCAUUUUUAUGGAACUUGUGGAUAAGAUUGGAAAUAAAUCUAAAUAAUUUAUUGCCUUAUAAUGUCGAGGCGGAAAUUGGAAAUUGGUUGAAAUCACCGAGGAAGUAUUUUAACGAAUAUUACGAAGGAUCGAAAAACAGUUCAACUGCUUCUCGAAAGAGAAAAAAUUCAUAAAGAUAAAAUAAAAGUUGUGAACUGAAAAUUCAGAUUUCCACUUUACCAACUGUCUGUGACGUCACUCGUGUUCCAAGUGUCUUGCCUACGGACUGUUGUCCUUACGAAACGUCAUCAAAUAACGAAAAAUAUAUCAAACUGUAGAGAAUUAUCAGUGUCGAGGUAGAAAUAUGGACGUUUCAGCAUUCUCGGAGAAGGAUUUCAAUGUCAAAGAGUGGAUAAACAAAACUUUUAAAUCCACUGAUGUACUGGAAGACAAAGAUGCAUUCGUGGCUUCUCUGGUAAUGAAACUUCAAUUAUACGUACAACAAGUGAACGGUUCCCUUGAAGAAACCAGCCAGUCUGUACUCUCGAGCCUUCCCAGAAUCCUCAGGGAUACCCAGUUACUCCAGCAGGAGGCAUUGGCCCUCAGAGACAAGAUGGUCACUGUCAAACAGGAAAUAGCAAAGGUUGAGAAGGAUACAGCCCUGUCCAUGACAGCUCUGGAAAAAAUAGACAGGGUGAAAACAGAGCUUCAAGUUGCAAAACAGAGUCUUCAUGAGGCCGACAAUUGGAGUGUUCUUGCUAAUGAUCUUGAAGAGGUCUUCGAGUCGGGGGAUAUUGACAGCAUCGGUGGAAAGCUCUUUUCUAUGCAAAAAUCACUGUCUAUGUUAUCGAAUGCUGUGGACUACGAGGACAAAAAAUUGCAGCUCGAGGGAUUGAAGAAUCGUCUUGAAGCCAUUGCCAGCCCAAGAUUGGUCCAAGCAUUUACAGUUCGAAAUUCAGAUGAGGCUAAACAGUACGUAAGUAUCUUCAGCAAGAUGGACAGACUUCCCCAGCUCCUGAAGUACUACCAAAAUUGUCUGAAAGUGUCUCUGUGCGAGGAGUGGAGAAGAAUACGGGAAGUCUCAAUGGACGAUACCGUCACCACCUGGUUGAAUGCAUUCUACGACAAAUUGUUGUUGGAAUGGCAGGACCAGGUGAAAUGGUGCAACCAGGUGUUCCCCAGUACCUCCACAGAGACCCUCAUAGACAUCUACGCGGAUGUCCUGUGUGCAUUGGACCCCAGUAUCCACGACACAAUAUCCAUUGCUCUCAAGUACUUGUCGCCUCCCCUCCAACUAGAUCUCCUCCUGGAGCUGAAAAGAAUAACUCAGAACUUUGCGAGAAACUUGAACGCAUCUCUGGAGAUAUUCUCAAGCCAACAGAAGUCUGAGGACAAGCUGCUAGCCCUGGCCCAAUCGAUUUACUCUCCCUAUGUCGCUCAUGUAUCGAAGUAUUCUGUUUAUGAGUCAGGACAAUUAUCGGACAACCUCAGCUCCAUCGAGACAAACCACGAGGACUUGAGUGACACGAUAAAUUCCCUGUCUCUAAGUGUUUCGAGGGCUAUUGAUCAUGCUAAUGAGGCUAACAAGAGGUGCAAGCUCUUCACCGAGGGCUGUGGAUAUCCAGAACUCCUCAAAUCCCUCAACACCUACUUCCUCCAGUAUCUGGACAGAUUCUCAAGCUGUGUAAAACAGCUCGAUAAGAGGAAAACAAAGCACGAGGACUGGAAUCUCUUCCAAAUGUGUCUGACACUGAUGCAAAUAAUCGGUAAUCUGUUGGUGCAAAUUGAGGAGUUUGAGAAGACUCUUGUAGUGAGCAUUGUCGAGACGAAUAACAAGUUCUUGAGUGGCACUACAGGUGCCUUCAACAGGUACAAAACUCUACUAUUGAAUCCAAAUGGGCGUCAGGAGUUUGACAAACUUGUCAAGUCGUUGAAUCACAAUGACGAGAGGACACUUCUAGCGCCUGUCAUCGAAUCUGUUUACAAACUCUGUUCUGAUCUUCAUCACACGACUUAUGAAGUCAUUUUCGCUCCCAUCUUCACGCAGCUGCUGCUCAUUCAGAGAGCACCAGCCUGGUAUGGAGACGGUGGAAAGGUACAGGGGCUGUCCUCUGAUCUGCCUGAUUACAGCUUCGCUCCUCAGGAGUACAUCACUCAGGUCGGCCAGUACCUCAUGACCCUUCCUCAACAUCUGGAGCCAUUUCUCCUCAGGGAUAAUCCCAGUCUGGUGCAUGCCCUCAGGGCUGCUGAUGCUCAGUACACCCAGGGAACCACCGAGGGGGGAUUCACUGGGACUCUCCUGGGUAUCGUUGCCAAGGAAACUUGUCAGAUGUUCCAGGAUCAGGCGCUGGGAAUUUGUGAACUGAAUUCUGGAGCUUGCAAACAACUUGCCACUGAUAUUGAUUAUCUGGGCAAUGUCCUCGAGGAGCUGGGGCUCUCUCUGUCCGAGAAUCUUCAGCAGAUGUCGACGUUACUCAGGUUAUCACCGGAGGACUAUCAGUCUGGAUGCUCAGGGUGUAAUGCUCGUGUCGUUGCUGCUGUUCGACAGAUGCGAAAUAUUGCGUCUUCAGGGUGAAUUGGAGAUUGAAUUUUGCUCCCCUAUCAUUCCAUAUCUUCAGGGUUGAGUUUUGAAAUAUCGUUGAAGUUUUAUUUUAUCUUCCGUGCAGUGACGGUAAAUUGUAUAUAAAUUCGAGGAAUAAAGAGAAAUAACACAAA